GAAAACGAAACUGAAACCUAUCAGUGUUUGUGGUAAAAUGGCAGAAGCCAGUUCAACACUGGAUCCGAAUCAGUUCACCUGUCCAAUAUGUCUGGAUCUACUGAAGAAUCCAGUGGCUACAGCCUGUGGACACAGUUACUGUAUGAGCUGCAUUAAGAGCUGCUGGGAUCAGGAGGAUCAUCUUGGAGUUUACAGCUGCCCCCAGUGCAGACAGACCUUCACACCCAGACCUGUUCUGGGCAGAAACACCAUACUGGCUGAAGUGGUGGAGAACCUGAAGAAAACUGGACUACAAGCAGCUACUCCUGCUGAUGAUUAUGCUGGACCUGGAGAUGUGGAGUGUGAUUUCUGUACUGGGAGAAAACACAGAGCAGUUAAGUUCUGCCUGGUGUGUCUGGCCUCUUACUGUGAAACUCACCUUCAGCCUCACUAUGAGUCUCCAGCUUUUAAGAAGCACAAGCUGACUGAUGCCACUGAACGUCUGCAGGACAAGCUCUGUUCCCAGCAUGACAAACCCCUGGAGGUCUACUGCCGUACCGACCAGCAGUGUAUCUGUCUGCUCUGUGUCAUGGGUGAACACAAAGGCCACGAUACAGUCUCAGUUGCUGUACAAAGGACAGAGGUCCAGAAACAAAUGGGAGAAACACAGAAGGAAUUUCAGCAGAGAAUUCAGAUGAGAGAGAAGGAGCUGAAGGAGCUGAGAGAGUCUGUGGGCUCAUUCAGAAGCUCAGCACAGUCAGCAGUGAAGGACAGCGAGAGGAUCUUCACUGAGAUGAUCCACUCCAUUGAGAGAAGACGCUCUGAGGUGACAAAGCUGAUCAGAGAUCAGGAGAAGGCUGCAGUGAGUCUGGCUGAAGGACACAUGGAGAUACUUAAGCAGGAGAUUGAUGAACUGAAGAGGAGACACUCUGAGCUGGAGCAGCUUUCACACACAGAGGAUCACAUCCAUUUCCUCCAGAGGUACCAGGGUCUUACUGUCAACUCUGAAACUGGAUUUGGACCCAGAAUCUCUGUCAAUCCACGCUGCUCUUUUGGGAACGUGAGGAAGGUGGUUUCUAAGCUGAAGGAUCAACUGGAGGAUGUUUGCGAAAAGAAAACGGCAGAGAUCCAUCAUACAGUUGCCAAGGACGCCGUCCUACCAGCAUUAGUGCCCAGGACCAGAGCAGAAUUCUUACAAUAUUCCUGUCAGCUCACUCUGGACCCCAAAACAACAAACAAAUGCCUCCGUCUGUCUGAGGGGAACAGAGUGGCGACAUGGAAGGAAGAGAUACAGUCAUAUCCUGGUCACCAGGAGAGGUUUGACCCACGCCUCCAAGUGCUGUGUACAGAGGGUCUGAUUGGACGCUGCUACUGGGAGGUUGAGUGGAGUGGGCGUUCGAUUGGUAUAGCUGUCACAUAUAAAGGGAUCAGCAGGAAAGGAUGGGGUGACAACAGCAGGCUUGGAAGCAAUGACAAGUCCUGGUGUUUGUACUGGUCAGCCUCCAGUUACUCAUUCCAACACAAUAAUGUACAAACUGCACUACCUGACCCCCCCUCCUCCAGGAUAGGAGUGUAUCUGGAUCACUGGGCAGGAAUUCUGUCCUUCUACAGCGUCUCUGACACAGUGACCCUCCUGCACAGGGUCCAGACCACGUUCACUGAGCCCCUCUAUCCUGGGUUUCAGCUUUGGAGAAGUGUAGCCAAACUGUGCUGAGUAGCCUAAUAAAUGCAUCUCAUUAAAUGUAAUAAUUAAUAAUACUUAAUUUAAUAAUAAUAAUUGGUACUUUUAUUGAUUCCCUUGAAUAAAUCCUCUUUACACCUUCCCCAACUUGCUGUCUGUAGGUGAGAGCAAACUGGCUGCAAAGGGCAGCCACCCAAAGCAUCGCGUAGGGAGCUGGGGGUUAAGGGCCGUAGUCAAGGACCCACAGAUGUAGCUCAUGCAGCUACAUGCUGCCCCCUAUUGUAUAAAAGCGGAAGUAAUGGACAUAGAAAAAAUCUUAAUAAAAAGGACAAUUUUACAGAUUUAUUAUGCAGUAUGGAUUUUGGCCAAAGAUGUGAGGAAAUAAAAGCUAAAAAAAAUCAAUACAUUUAUAAGUUUUUAUGUGAAAUUUCUGUGCAGUGACCCCAAGUUUGUUCAUGUGCCUUUAAAUAAUAAUAACAGAUUUAGUUAGUAUAUUAUAAAAAAUUAUUCCUUCUGUCAUAUGGAAAUCACCAUUUUUACCCAGUGAUACUUCUCAGAAAUACUAAAAUCAGUAUAAAUUCACCAAAUGUUGUGCUGUCAUGUAAGAUAUCCAUCCAUCCAUCCAUUUUCCAAACCGCUUAUCCUAUUGGGUCGCGGGGGGUCCGGAGCCUAUCCCGGAAUCAAUGGGCACGAGGCAGGGAACAACCCAGGAUGGGGGGCCAGCCCAUCGCAGGGCACACUCACACACCAUUCACUCACACAUGCACACCUACGGGCAAUUCAGCAACUCCAAUUAGCCUCAGCAUGUUUUUGGACUGUGGGGGGAAACCGGAGUACCCGGAGGAAACCCCACGACGACACGGGGAGAACAUGCAAACUCCGCACACAUGUGACCCAGGUGGAGACUCGAACCCGGGUCCCAGAGGUGUGAGGCGACAGUGCUAACCACUGCACCACCAUGCCGCCCCUCAUGUAAGAUAUGUUUGUGGAAAAUUAACAAUGAUUGCUUUAAUGUUUCCUUUUUCCUGUUUUUUUCUAUUCUGUCUUAAUGAUAUUCUAAUGAAUCACAACACGCCCAAUUAAAGCACCUUGGAGCGACCCUGUUAUGAAAGGCACUAAUAAAAAAAAUAAAUUGAAAUAUACUUAAAACUGUGCCCUGUGCUUCCUGGAACAGGCUCCCUGAAUUGUAUAUAGCGGGUACCGAAAAUGUAAAGAGGUUUCAGGAUUCGUCCCUCUCUUGUCCCAUUCUGUCUGUUGUUUUCCCAUAUGGCCAGCAGGUGUCACUGGCCAUUCCAUUCGCUCCUCUGUGUUGAGCAGCUUCACUGUCCCUAAUGUUUUCCCCAGCUCCCUCGGCCACCACCAAGUUGAAUGUCCUAAAUGUGCUUCCAAGUAAUCAAACAUCCCGAACAGUUGUGGUUUUUGAUGUUUCCUGCCCUGACUCUUUAUCUGUUCAUUCAAUGUUUACCAUUUUUCUUGUGUAUUUCCGUACUGAGUCUUGUUUUGCACCCUUGUUCUUAGCUAUCCUUCUUUGUGUGUAGCUUCGUAGUUUUGGCCUGUUUUACCUGUGUUUCUUCUAUUUCUUAGUGUUUGAUUCCUUGGGAUUUUGUGCUUGUUAAUGAUCCUGACCUGUUUUGGUGUAACUCCCAGUUCCCUGUGUGUAUUGGUAA
Brienomyrus brachyistius is the source of this 3327-nucleotide messenger RNA. Its product is annotated as tripartite motif-containing protein 16-like. The coding region runs from base 38 to 1693 and encodes 551 amino acids. The transcript has 6 exons. The record is from RefSeq and is a predicted model, not a curated record. Lineage: Eukaryota; Metazoa; Chordata; Actinopteri; Osteoglossiformes; Mormyridae. Gene Ontology annotation, molecular function: protein binding; zinc ion binding.